Molecule: messenger RNA, 1126 nt
Organism: Anguilla rostrata (American eel)
Lineage: Eukaryota; Metazoa; Chordata; Actinopteri; Anguilliformes; Anguillidae
Product: lambda-crystallin-like
Exons: 8
Coding region: 112-1059 (315 amino acids)
Biological process (GO): fatty acid metabolic process
Molecular function (GO): L-gulonate 3-dehydrogenase activity; NAD+ binding
Source: RefSeq, a predicted model, not a curated record
GCAUGACUGAAAAUAGGCGUGCCGAAUGUUUGCAGGCAGCAACACCACUCAGUUUUUUAAUAUUAAAGUUUAUUAACUUGAGACACUCCUUUGUGCAGCAGAUUUUCAAGAAUGAGUGUAUCACAGGGAAAAAUAAUAUCUGUCAUUGGAAGUGGACUGAUUGGUCGCUCCUGGGCCAUGGUGUUUCUGAGCGGAGGGUUCCGGGUGAAGAUCUAUGACAGCCAGCCAGGACAGGCUGCCAGUGCCAUACAGGAAAUCAGAAAGCAGCUGAAGGAGGUGGAGCAGGCCCAAAUGCUCCGAGGGGACCUCAGUGUAGAGGAUCAGCUGCUCCUGCUCAGUAGCCAUGAUGACCUCUCCCAGGCACUAGAGGGUGCCUUCUUCGUCCAGGAGUGUGUGUUUGAGGAUCUAGACACCAAACAAAGCGUCUUCCAGGAGGCGGAGGGUCACGUGGGAGAGAGCGUCGUCCUCAGUAGCUCCACAUCCUGCCUGUUGCCCAGCAACGUUUUCUCCCGAGUCCAGAACAGGAAACGCUGCAUCGUGUCUCACCCGGUGAACCCGCCCUACUACGUGCGGGUGGUGGAGCUGGUUCCCCAUCCAGAGACGGUGGCAGAGGUGGUGGACAGCACCCAUGCCUUGAUGACCCAGCUGGGCCAGGCGCCGGUCCGGCUGAGGAAAGAGAUCGAUGGGUUUGUCCUGAACCGUGUGCAGUAUGCCAUCAUCGCCGAGUCCUGGCGCCUGGUCACGGAAGGGGUCAUCUCUGUCCAGGACAUUGACCUGGUGAUGUCAGAGGGCUUAGGGAUGCGCUACGCCUUUAUUGGCCCCAUGGAAACCAUACACCUCAAUGCACCUGAAGGCCUGGAGGACUACUUGAGGCGGUACAGGGAGGGGAUGAAGAGGGUGCUGUCAUCUUUCGGGCCUGUUCCAGAGUUCUCUGGGGAAGAGGCCAAAUCCAUUAACCAGGAAAUGUGUGACCUCAUUCCCAAUGAUCACCACCACCUGUCUGCCAGGAGACAGCGGCGAGAUCAUCUCUUGAUGGGCUUGGCCAAGCUGAAGAAAUGACCCGAUCCCUAGCGAAGAUUUCAAUAAAUGGAGUCUUGAAUUUUGACUGAUCACAUGUGGAGGAAAA